CUCCGCUGAAGCAGCCAGUGAAAAGAAGGAAUGGAAAAUCCAGAAAGAGUCUCUGGAAAGGAAGGUCGGCCCAGCAUUGGAGAGGGACGAGUGGAUGACCUUAGACUUUGCGUCUCUGAGAGCGACAUCAACAGCCGAACUAAGAGCAGAGAGACAGAAGGAGAAAACACUGGAGCGUGAAAAAGUUGAGGCCGUAGAAAAGGUAACACUGCAGGCCAGGGAAUUAAACCCGUUCUGGAAGGACGGCGGUUCAGGGCUGCCACCAGACGAGGGGGAUGUAACCUCACUUAAGAAAGUUCAUCAUGUUGAGGACGGUGGCCUGAGCUGGUUAAAAAAGUCCUUGCAGAGGAUGAGGGAACAGGCGGAAAAGGAAAAGCGGAACCUGGAAGACGUUGUGGCUGAAAGAUAUGGGUCUAUGGAAAUCUUCCAAAGCAAAAUGGAAGCUGCAGAUAAAAUGGCAUCACAGAAUUCUAGAAGAGAACAAGAUGACCGACGUGAAAAAUGGAGGACACCUAGACAUCAUGGCGAUGACUAUCGGAGGUCAGCAAGACCAGAUCGUUCUGGAGAGUAUGAGAGACCUCGAGAUAAAUAUGAAAGCUCACAUGACAGACAUUUCCAUAGAGACGACAGAGCGUAUUACUCUGACAAAACAAAGGAAGAAGAGAGAGACUCAAAGAGGGACAGAGGAGGAGCAGAACGUAGAGAAUAUCUGGCCAAACGUUUGGAAGAGGCUGCUGUCCCAAACAGUAGCUCUUCCAAACUCAAAAACAUGUUCAUGAAACCAUCUGAAGAUGAUGGGUCAAUUGCUACUGGAUUUAAGCCACAAAAAAAUAACCCUGCUUUCGUAAAACCUGAAACUGAUGAGCCUCUGCCGUUGUGGAAGAGGAAAGUAGAAAGCAGGGAGGAAAAAAAGCAAUCCAGUUUAGCAGAUGAUGAAAUCAAGCAACCAACUAAAAGAGAAUCCCCUGAGAAGGAGAAGAGCCCGCGGGAAACGCCUCCAUCUCCAAGACCUGAUACAAAAUCACAGCCAGUCCAGGUACUUACUGAGGAAGAGAUGAACAAACUUGGCGCCAAGAUUGUCAAAGCGGAAAUAAUGGGUAACAUGACGCUGGCUUCAAAACUUCGAGCUCAGUUGGAAGAAGCUCGUCAACAGAGACAAACCCAAGCACAAGCUCCCGUGAAUGUCAGAAGAGAGAAAUCGGAGGACUUGAGCUCAAGAGAAGAUCAAGAGGUUCUCCUUGUCAGGACGGAUCAGUCAGGCAGAGCUUGGCCUGUGAACUCUUCUGGGGAACCAGUAGAACCAAAGGGAGGAAGGAGAAAGAGACCAAACCUAGAGACGCAUGUCGAUAAAGAACGGGUUCGCUAUUUUCAUGACGAUGACAACCAGAGUCUCCACGAUAUGGUGAAGAGAGAAAAGAUGGGAACAGCUGAAGACCAGAAUAAACUCUUUAUGAGGAUGGCUUCAAAGUUCAGGGAGAAGACUGACCAAGAUUAUUACAGCCUGGAUGACAUGUUUGUCUCCAAAGCAGCGAAGAAGGAGCAUGCUGGUGAGGAGGAGGAGAGGGAGAGACAACAGGCAAUAUAUGAGCAUCGCAAGCUGAAUGCCAGGAUGGAGAAAUGCCCAUUCUGUUUUGACAAUGCUGAGCUUCCAAAACAUCUUAUCGUUGCUAUUGGUGUCAAGGUCUAUUUGUGUCUCCCCAACCACCUCUCUCUCACAGAGGGACAUUGUCUGAUUGUACCUCUACAUCACUACACGGCUGGCACACUGGUGGAUGAAGAUAUCUGGAAUGAAAUUCAGAUGUUCCGUAAAACACUCGUUAGGAUGUUUGCUGAGAAAGGAUUGGAUUGUGUAUUCCUGGAAACUAACAUAAACAUGAAGAAGCGUUUCCAUCUGGUAUAUGAAUGCAUCCCUCUUCCUAAGGAAACCGGAGAUAUGGCACCGAUAUAUUUCAAGAAAGCAAUCAUGGAAUCUGAUGAAGAAUGGUCCAUGAAUAAGAAGCUGAUUGAUCUUUCAACAAAGAAUGUUCGACGAUCAGUUCCUAAAGGUUUGCCAUACUUCUCAGUGGAUUUUGGGCUACAAGGUGGAUUUGCACACGUUAUUGAAGAUCACAACAAGUUUCCACAUUACUUUGGCAAGGAAAUCAUUGGCGGCAUGCUGGAUCUGGAGCCCAGAGUUUGGAGAAAAGCCAUCCGUGAAAAUUUUGACGAUCAGAGGAAGAAGGUCUUGCAGUUUUCCCAGUGGUGGAAACCAUUUGAUUUUACUAAAACUAAAGAAUAACUGGGCUAUGUAUUUUAUUUUUACGUUGUACCCUUGUGCAUAUUUUAGCAGUGUACAUGGUCUUUUUACAUCUGAUGUUUGUAAAAAAUACUUAAAAUAUUUUGUA
Messenger RNA from Nanorana parkeri, 2384 nucleotides. RefSeq names its product CWF19-like 2, cell cycle control (S. pombe) (gene CWF19L2). Gene Ontology annotation, biological process: mRNA splicing, via spliceosome. Bases 95 to 2278 code for a protein of 727 amino acids. Gene Ontology annotation, cellular component: post-mRNA release spliceosomal complex. The record is from RefSeq and is a predicted model, not a curated record. The transcript has 15 exons. Lineage: Eukaryota; Metazoa; Chordata; Amphibia; Anura; Dicroglossidae.